UGAUAAAUUAUUAAAAGCGGGAAAUCAAGAUGGAAGAGGAGUCUAAACUACAAAUUCCCUACAUACCAUUUUAUGAAGAGCUUACCUUCUUAAAAAAAUUCUGAGGGUUCGACAAGUCAACACCAAGCAAAAUUAUUAACUUGGACGAACUAGAAACCCUAUGCUUCAAGAGAGUUGCAUGUCUUAAGUUAGUAGAAAUGGAAUCAGAGGUAGGAGAUGAAUUUGAAAAGAUCCACCAGAAACUACUUUCUAAAUUAGCAAAGCAGGAUAUUGAUCUUAAACUAUACGAUGGAAACCCUGAACACAAAAAGAGCAUAGACAAUGAUAUAAUUGCCCAUUUCAUGCUGAGGUUGGCUUAUUGCAGAAAUGAUGACUUCAGAAGAUGGCUCUCAGUUCAAGAAACUAGACUCUUCAAGCAUGUCCUCUUUGCUCAUACAUCUAAGAACGAACUACUCCUUAAGAAUUUACUUGAAGAAAAGAACAUCAAGUAUGAUCAAGUUCCUGUAGAUGAAUGGGAGGCUCUGAAAUACAAGAUCGCUUGGGAUAAAAUUUCUUAUUCAGAUAAAGAAACACUUGAGAGAAAAUCCGCAGAAUUGAAAGCUACUGUAAAUGAGACUGAAAAAGAGCAGCUUUUAUUAGAUAUUAAGAACAUUAGAAGCAAGCAGAAUUCUUUAAGAACGCAAUAUUGCAGGUUUAGCUUUACAUCCGCACUAGCCUUAGUAGGCACCAGAAGAUGAUUUGUGCAUCAAGGGAAUAUAUACCUGCAUAUUUCACAGCUAUUCACAAUUAUCUCAGAGGAGUUUAGGAAUGAGCUCAAAGAAGCUCUAAUUUACUCCAAUAGACACUUACCUCUUAUUGCUAAAGACCAGAGAUUAGCAGAGCUGUUGAAGUAUGUUUCCAGGAAGGAACUUCUUGAUUUUGAGUAUGAUGAGAAAUCAAAUGUGAGAGGGUCGGUUAACUUAGCUAAUAUUGAUACUUUUGCAAGAUCUGCCCAUUACCCACCAUGUAUGAAGGUUCUUCAUAGCAAGCUUACAGAUAACCAUCACUUGAGGCACUUUGGAAGGCUUCAAUAUGGACUUUUUAUUAAAGGAAUUGGACUAAAUUUAGAAGAGAGUAUGAGCUUCUGGAAGAGAAAAUUUGCAGGAAAAAUCAACGGUGAAAAGUUUGAUAAGGAAUAUGCCUAUAAUGUCAGACAUAGUUUUGGUAAAGAAGGAAAAAGAACUGAUUACACACCUUGGUCAUGCAGUAAGAUCAUUAGUCAAAUUCCUGGAUCUGGUGAAUACCAUGGAUGCCCUUUUAAGUACUUUAAAGACGAGACAUUAAGCGAUUUCUUGACUAAAAAGUAUGAUAUUCAAUCAAGAAACUUACUAGAAAUCAUGGAAAAGAAGAGAGAAGGAGCUGCCCAAGUAGCAUGCAUCAAACUUUGGGACGCCACUCAUAAAAUCGACACUAAAGACAAUGUUGGAAACCAUCCAAACGCUUAUUUCAGUUGCUCUCUCCAAUCCGCUGAAGAAGCAAAAUCAAAAGGACUUACAAAAUAAGUUAUUUAACCUUCAAUUUUAA
Molecule: messenger RNA, 1563 nt
Organism: Moneuplotes crassus
Lineage: Eukaryota; Ciliophora; Spirotrichea; Euplotida; Euplotidae
Source: the annotation of a GenBank genome assembly